Molecule: messenger RNA, 264 nt
Organism: Sporisorium graminicola
Lineage: Eukaryota; Fungi; Basidiomycota; Ustilaginomycetes; Ustilaginales; Ustilaginaceae
Exons: 2
Coding region: 1-264 (87 amino acids)
Cellular component (GO): mitochondrion
Source: RefSeq, a predicted model, not a curated record
AUGGCCGGUGGAGGAUAUCACCCAUACAAGGCCGACCCGGCGCUCGACCGAUGGCAGAACAUGCACUCGACCAUGUACCAGCGUUUCCGCCUCACCCCCUCCAAAGCACGAGCCGUAUUCCUCUGGGGUCUCACCGUCCCUGUGCUGACCUACUACGCUGCCCAGUACACCGAUGACCGCUGGGAGCUGCGCGGAAAGACUCGUCAGGACUCGUUGCUUCGUAACCCCCCAGCUGCUCCAGCGGCUGAGGCUGAUGAGGAGUAA